AAAAUAUCAAACUCCACUGUCCCAAGUGUGCAUCAUAUAGUUCACAGUUCCUUUCUUCCUACCACAUUUGCAGCCAUGGAAAUCUUGAAAAUAUUUUUCGUUAUUUCUGCAAUACUUGGUUGUUUCUCAUGGCCUAGUAUGCAGAGCGAUUUGGAGACGUACAUAGUUCAAGUCGAAUCUCCAGAAAGCCAAAUUUCCACUCAAUCAUCAAGGACGGAUUUGGAGAGGUGGUACAAGUCUUUCUUGCCAAAUACCAUAGCAACCGCUGGCUCACAAGAAGGGUCGCGAUUGAUAUAUUCGUACCACAAUGUGAUGAAAGGCUUUGCAGCAAGAUUAUCAGCAGAACAAUUGAAGGAAAUGGAGAAGAAACCAGGUUUUAUAUCAGCGUGGCCUCAGAGGAAAUUGUUGUUGCACAGUACACAUACUCCGAGUUUUCUUGGAUUGCAACAGAACGUUGGAUUGUGGAAGGAUGCAACUUAUGGAAAAGGUGUUAUCAUUGGAAUCUUGGACACUGGGAUUUUCCCUGACCAUCCUUCAUUUAGCGACAAAGGGAUGCCUCCUCCGCCUGCUAAAUGGAAGGGCAAGUGUGAAUCGGACUUCUCAACAAAGUGUAACAACAAGCUCAUUGGUGCGAGGACUUACCCAACAUUCAGUGAUUCACCGAUAGAUGAUAUUGGACAUGGUACACACACUGCCAGCACAGCUGCGGGAAGUUUUGUGAAAGGUGCCAAUGUGUAUGAGAACGCUAAAGGCACUGCGGUUGGGAUUGCUCCUCUUGCUCACCUCGCCAUUUAUAAGGUUUGUGAUUCAUUGGGUUGCGCCGACAGUGACCUUCUAGCGUCCAUCGAUGCAGCUAUUGAUGAUGGAGUAGAUAUCUUGUCCAUAUCCAUUGGUGGUAAUAGCAGGUCAUUCUAUGGUGAUCCCAUUGCACUCGGGGCAUUAAGUGCAGCAAAAAAAGGUAUUCUUGUAAGUUGCUCUGCCGGUAAUGGUGGUCCAUCCGAUAGCAGCUUAUCAAAUGAAGCUCCGUGGAUUCUAACAGUAGGUGCAAGCACUCUUGACAGGAAACUCAAGGCCACAGUUAAGCUCGGAAACCAAAAAGUAUUCAAGGGCGAAUCAGCAUUUCAUCCAAAGGGUCACAAUUCAGCAUUUUACCCUUUGUUUGAU
Molecule: messenger RNA, 1164 nt
Organism: Capsicum annuum
Lineage: Eukaryota; Viridiplantae; Streptophyta; Magnoliopsida; Solanales; Solanaceae
Product: subtilisin-like protease
Exons: 1
Biological process (GO): proteolysis
Molecular function (GO): serine-type endopeptidase activity
Source: RefSeq, a predicted model, not a curated record